AUGAUCUUCGUUAUACUUUUUCUUAUUUUAUGUGGUAUUUGUAAUGGUGCUCCAAAUGUUUGUCGAUUACCUCCACGUUGGAAAACUAAUUAUGAUUUCGACUAUAGUAAACAACAACAUGAAUGGGCAACACCUAAUUCUAAAACAGAUUAUUAUAUGUUAGUACUUUCAUGGUCGCCAUCAUUCUGUAAACACUUACCAUCAACUAAACGUAAUCAUACUUUUCAAUGUCAAUAUGAUGAUUUUGGUUUGGUUGUACAUGGUCUUUGGGCACAAUCAAGAAGGGCUAGAACUCUUCGACAACAUCCACGUAAUUGUCGAAAUUCAGAAGCACUACCUCUAACAACAAUCAAACGCCAUUUUUGUAUGAUGCCCGAUGAAUCACUUAUUCAAGCCGAAUGGGAAAAACACGGUACAUGUGGUUUUCGUACUGCUGAAGAAUAUUUAAAUACAAUUGAGAAACUUUUUACAGCAUUAAAAAUACCCGAUAUGCAACAACUUUUACGCGAUAAACGUAUGGAUCAAUAUAAAUUAAAAAAAGCAUUUAUAGAAAAAAAUCCAUCUUUACGUUCAAAUAACAUGAUUAUUUACAUGAAAGGCACAGAUUUAAUUGAUAUAAAAAUAUGUUAUGAUCUUAAAUUAAAAUAUACAAAUUGUCAACGAAAAUGA
Rotaria sp. Silwood1 is the source of this 669-nucleotide messenger RNA. Lineage: Eukaryota; Metazoa; Rotifera; Eurotatoria; Philodinida; Philodinidae. The record is from the annotation of a GenBank genome assembly.